Anopheles bellator is the source of this 2526-nucleotide messenger RNA. RefSeq lists its product as uncharacterized. Gene Ontology annotation, biological process: neurogenesis; nervous system development. Gene Ontology annotation, molecular function: ATP hydrolysis activity; ATP binding. The record is from RefSeq and is a predicted model, not a curated record. Lineage: Eukaryota; Metazoa; Arthropoda; Insecta; Diptera; Culicidae.
AUGUAUCCUGAACGGCGAGCACUUCAAAAAAACGCCAAGCCAAGCUGUUACGAGUAUCACGGAGAUAGCUACCCAAGGUUUGACAAUAACAAACUGGAAUCCGCUCGUCAAGUGUUAAACAGUGGCACGGAAGAUCAACGUGAAACGGCGGCCGCACUGGCCCACAAAAUGACGGAGAUCUCCAACAACAGCCCGGACCUAAGUAUAGCGCAAUUGCAGCAACAACUGCUGUGCGCGUUGAGUCAACAUGUACCGUGCAUUCCGCUGGAUCCACGGGCGGCGGUGGUCCAGGAUUGGAACAUCGAACCGAUCGAAAUCCGGGACAAUUCUGAUAGAGUUAUUGGGCACUUUUGGCACCGUGGUUUACAAAACACACUUCGCGAACUCAACCUAUCCAGCGGUGCCACUUUGGAUCUCCACGUGAAAGGCGUGCCAUUGGAGCGUGCCGAAAAGAGUGCUGGACUGCAAGCAUGGACUAUUUAUGCAAGGGAACAUGAAGCACGCAAAUCACCGGGCGAACCUUUCGUCCUAAGUGUCUUUUGUAGUACCUUAAAACCAGAGGCGCACCAACUACUCGGCACGCUUGGCCGGGAAAUAGAAGAUUCUCGUGCAGGAAAUCCGGAGUGUUGUGUUAAGAUCAGAGCACUUCUUUCUGACACUGUGGCACGCGCGAUCGUUAAAGAGACGGUGCAACAAAUUGGCUACUUUGGGUGCACAAAAUGCACCAUCCAGGGUAUCCACAGGGAAGGCAUCAGCAGUGUGUCGUUCCACGACACUACGACAUGUGAACUGCGAACAAAUGCCAAAUUUGUGGAAUUCAAGUACGUUCCCUUUCAUCAUGCACCCAAGGUGCAAGGGACGAUCAGCAUCGCCAGCAUCAUCAUCAUCAGUGUCAUAAACACCAAUAGUGUCAGAUGCUCGUUUUUGCGCCAUAGUCUAGCUGGGAAGAGCAGCAUUGUGUACCACUUUCAGCACGUUCAGGCAAGCGCCGUAAAUCAAUUACCUCGUUGUGAAGUGGACCUUACGCUGCGAGCACAACAGAGCUCCCAAUGUGGUCCCUCUAUUCAUCGCAUCUCGAAACCACAACCAAUCUUAACCGGACGGCAACGCACAGGGUGGCUCCCGGAGCUUAAUGCAGGCGAUUUGCCGUUCGACAGCAAUGAAUUCUCCGGCUGCGACGGGACAAGGGCACGGCACGGCUCUUUUAUCAUCCCGCAAAACCUUGACGAAACGGAAGAGGACAAUAUCCCGCCGGCACCGGAACCAGCGUCGGCCCCGCUCAGUCCGGCAAUCAUCGCCGAGUUGUCUCCCACGAUCGAGCGGGCAGCGCUGGUGAACGAAAUCCUGACGACCCCGGCCGAGGACGUGGCCGAUCCGGUCGACGGCAAGAAGAUCUCGAUCGCGGUCUACCUGGGGCAACCGGAUUCGUUCCCGAAGUACGCGGAGGAGAUGAAUGAAUGUGAUAACUUUUACCACUCGUCGCCGGACGACGAUGAGGACAGUAAGCUGGAGGGCGGUGGUAAAGCCGGUCGGUCCUCGUUCUCCGUCGGCACCGAUCUGGAGGCGAACGAGUUCAUCAUCGCGUACACGUACAUUUCGGGCAAGACGACCUGGCAGAACCUAGACUACAUCGUGCGGAAGACGUUCAAGGACUAUCUGUCGCGCAUCGAUCCGGGCACGAACCUGGGGCUUAACACGGACUCGAUCACCUCGUACCACCUCGGGGAGGCGAAGCGUGGCCCGGAGAUGGGCUUCCCGGAGCUGCUGCCCUGUGGCUACAUCAUCGGCAACGUGAAGACCCUCUACAUCUGUCUGCAAGGCGUCGGUAGCCUGGCGUUCGAUAGUCUGAUUCUGCGAAACAUCGUCCAUCGGUACAUGGUACUGUGUGGCCCGAGUGGCACCGGAAAGUCGUAUUUGGCUCGCAAACUGGCCGAAUUCCUGGUGGCCCGUGCCGGGUGCGAUAAUCCGAUCGAAGCGAUCGCCACUUUCAACGUUGAUCACAAGUCUUCGAAGGAGUUGCAACAAUACCUUGGCCACAUAGCGGAGCAAGCGUCGAUGGCGAACGCUGCCGCCGAAGAUCUGCCGGCGGUGAUCAUUCUGGACAAUCUGCACCACGCAUCGGCCCUUGGCGAUGUGUUUUCUUGCCUCCUGAGUGCAACGGCCUCCAAGCUGCCCUGCAUCAUCGGCACUAUGUCGCAGGCAACGUGCAACACCACCAACCUGCAGCUUCAUCACAACUUCCGAUGGGUUCUGACGGCGAAUCAUAUGGAACCGGUGAAGGGUUUCUUGGGGCGUUUUCUACGCCGCAAGCUAUUCACGGUGGAACUGCACAAUCAGCAACAGCAACCGCAGCUCGAGAAGGUGCUCAAGUGGCUGCCGACCGUCUGGCAGCACAUCAAUAGCUUCCUCGAGACUCACAGCGCGAGCGACGUCACGAUCGGGCCCCGGUUGUUCCUGUCCUGUCCGAUGAACCUGCCCGAUUCACAAGUGUGGUUCACGGACGUUUGGAACUUUUCCGCCCUUUCU